This is a messenger RNA of Knipowitschia caucasica, 465 nucleotides long. The record is from the annotation of a GenBank genome assembly. NCBI's taxonomy places the organism in Eukaryota, Metazoa, Chordata, Actinopteri, Gobiiformes, Gobiidae.
AUGCCGCGCUGCAGACUAACUGUGAGCACUAUGAUCCUCCUGGUCCUCCUACCAGGGGGCUUGCAGUGGUGCGUUUUUCUGUGGAUGGUAUGUCCAGCUCAGCCCCUGUGGCUCUCUGCUCCGUCUCAGGAAAAGAUCCAUGUGCUGUUGCUGUCGUCAUGGCGAUCAGGCUCAUCCUUCUUGGGACAGGUGUUCAGUCAGCACCCGUCAGUGUUCUAUCUGAUGGAGCCAGGAUGGCAUGUGUGGACCAACCCUGCAGCGGCCAGGAGCCAGAGCCCUUCGCAUGGCAGUCAGAGACCCUUCUCCGCAGGCACGUUCCUUUGUGACUUCUUCUCCACCAUGGAGGGGCCUACCUACCCCUACAGCACAACAUAUCCUGUUCAUGUGGAGCCACAGUCGGGCCCUUGCUCGCCAGACCAGCCUGCACCCCCUCACACCCCGGAUCCAAUUCAGCGCUUUCAGUGA